GCGUCGUGCCGCGGGCCGGGGUCGGUGACGGGAAUGGCGAGCCCUGCGGCGACCUCGGCUGGGCGGCCUCUUGCCUGCGGGAGCUGCACGGGAGCCCGCCCCGACGCCCGCCCUUCGCGGCAGGAGCCCCCGCCUGCUCGUAGGGAAAGCGGGGCGGCCGGACACAGUGGAUGUGCCGGGGACGCGGUGGAAGCGGCGGAGACGGUCCCAGGGCCGGCGGUGGGCGGCACUGCGGCGCGCUUCGCUGCGGGAAGCCUUCCCGGCCGCUCCCCCGCGCGCCCCGGCGCCCGCCCUGCCGGCCCGAUCCCUCCUCCCUGUCCGCGCCCGCGGCGUCGCGAGGCCCUCGGGCUUUCCUCCCGCUCGGCGAGUGUGAAAACUCGGAAAACGGGGGCGCAUGGCCCUUCACCUCAUGGAGCAGCGGUCACCGAGGAAGAAAAACAGCCAAAGCUGAGCAUCAUUCGAGCUGACGUGCGUUGUAGCCGCGGGUGCUGUGGAGGCACUGCGCAGAGUUGUCGCUCCAAACGCGGUGCCCGGCGAGCUCGUCCCUCCCGCGGCCGGCCGGCCGCCCCCCUUGCGCGGCCCGCCUUCAUGCCGUUGGGAUCUUUCCCCUCUGCGUACCGCGCGUCGGCGCCUCCGCCUCCGGCCUUCGCUACCCCGCGCGGACUCUCUCCGCCUCCGAACCGUAGGGCACUUGGUGCCGCUGCCCUACAACUCGUCCAUCCUAGAAAUGAACAACAUGUUAAUCUCCACAAACAGUAUUUGUCAGGUCAUUCUGCUCAGAAGCUUUCCUUGGCUCCCCAGUGCCUAAAAGAUAAACUCUGAAUUCAGGAUCUUGGCAUUUGAGGCUUUCUAUGAAGAGCCCUUGAAACUGCAUAAGACCGUUCACAAAGCAGAAGUGGGUUUCCUGGUAAUACAUUUCAUCCAAAAAUGACAACAGAAUCAAAGAAAGCUACAGCUCAGAAACUUCAGGAGAAUGAAGGACUUCUGAUAGUGAAGAUAGAGGAAGAAGAUUCUGUCUGGAGGCAGGACACUUGCCUCCAGAGAAGCGAUCCCCUCAGGCAGGAGCUCUGCCGGCAGCUUUUCAGGCAGUUCUGCUACCAGGAUUCCCCUGGACCCCGAGAGGCGCUGAGCCGGCUCCGGGAGCUCUGCCAUCAGUGGCUACAGCCCGAGACCCACAGCAAGGAGCAGAUCCUGGAGCUGCUGGUGCUGGAGCAGUUCCUGACCAUCCUGCCCGAGGAGCUGCAGGCCUGGGUACAGGAACAUGACCCAGAGGGUGGAGAGGAGGUGGUUACCAUACUGGAAGAUUUGGAGAGAGGCACUGAAGAAGCAGUAGUCCAGGUUCCAGUCCAUGCACAUGGACAAGAGAUAUUCAGGAGAAAGGUGGUACCUCCUGGACCAGCACUUAGUGUCCAGUUGCAGCCAGUGGACCCCAAGACCCUUCAUGGUUCUUCAGCACCCCUUCUUCUGGAUGGUGAUAAUGAGAGUGAAAACAAUGGAUCCAUGCCAAAGUUGGACAUUUAUGAAGAAAUGGAAUCACAGAGGAUUCUAUCAAGAAGAAUUUCAGGAUUCAUGUCAGAAGGAUCUCCUGAACCUCAAGACAUCUGUAAGUCUGCAGGCAGAUUAAAGAGGCAAUGGGAAAAAGAAUCAGGAGGGUCUCAGAGACCAUCAUCUGCUCCGGAUGGAGGUUUUAGUAAAAUCCUUACCCACAAAAAUACACUGACAGGUGACAUUAGCCAUGAUGGUUGUGAGAGAAGCUUAAACCUGAAUUCAAGUGAAUUGACACACCAGAAAUCUUGUAAACACAGUACCUAUGACCAAAGUUUCAAAUGGAAUCCAGAAUUUAUUAAGCAUCAAAGAAUUUAUGCCGGAGAAAAAAUUCACCAAUAUGGAACAUCUCUCAAGAGCCCAAAUCUUAUUAAACAUGCAGCAAUUUUUAGUGGGGAGAAAACCCACCAGUGUAAUGAGUGUGGGAAAGCUUUCAGACACAGCUCAAAGCUAAUCAGGCAUCAGAGAAUCCACACUGGAGAGAGGCCCUAUGAAUGUAAUGAAUGUGGGAAAGGCUUUGGGGGGAGCUCAGAUCUUAUUAGACACCAGAGAAUUCACACUGGGGAAAGACCCUUUGAGUGCAAAGAAUGUGGGAGAGCAUUCAGCCUGAACUCACAUCUUAUCCUGCAUCAGAGAAUUCACACCAGAGAGAAACCCUAUGAAUGUAGAGAAUGUGGGAAAACCUUCAGAGUGAGCUCACACCUCAUUCGACACCUGAGAAUCCACACUGGAGAGAAACCCUAUGAAUGCAGUGAGUGCGGGAGAGCCUUCAGUCAGAGUUCACACCUUCGUCAACACCAAAGAAUUCACAAGAGGGAAAACCUGUUAAUGUAAAGAACUUAAAUUUUUAUGGAAAUGCGAAAGAAAUAGCAACAUGAAAAAUACUGAAUAAAAAAUAUGGAGUGAGAUGAA
Zalophus californianus (California sea lion) is the source of this 2457-nucleotide messenger RNA. RefSeq names its product zinc finger protein 165 (gene ZNF165). The record is from RefSeq and is a predicted model, not a curated record. The transcript has 5 exons. Lineage: Eukaryota; Metazoa; Chordata; Mammalia; Carnivora; Otariidae. Gene Ontology annotation, biological process: regulation of transcription by RNA polymerase II. Gene Ontology annotation, molecular function: DNA-binding transcription factor activity, RNA polymerase II-specific; RNA polymerase II cis-regulatory region sequence-specific DNA binding. The coding region runs from base 928 to 2379 and encodes 483 amino acids.